Molecule: messenger RNA, 1602 nt
Organism: Dufourea novaeangliae
Lineage: Eukaryota; Metazoa; Arthropoda; Insecta; Hymenoptera; Halictidae
Gene: CysRS-m
Product: probable cysteine--tRNA ligase, mitochondrial
Exons: 8
Coding region: 1-1560 (519 amino acids)
Biological process (GO): cysteinyl-tRNA aminoacylation
Cellular component (GO): cytoplasm
Molecular function (GO): ATP binding; cysteine-tRNA ligase activity
Source: RefSeq, a predicted model, not a curated record
AUGAAUAUAUCUACAAAUAGUUUGAAACACGAACUACGUAAAAUGUACCUUCGUUUUACGCAUAUUGACAUAAAACAGAAACAAAUGCCACAGUGGAUAAAACCAGUUGGUCAUCCCACAAAAAUUGAAGUGUACAAUCCAAUAACAAAAUGUACAGUACCGUUAAUUUUAAGAAACAAAGAUUAUUUGACUUGGUACGUAUGUGGUCCAACUGUCUAUGAUUCUGCACAUAUUGGACAUGCAGCGACUUAUGUGAAAACAGAUAUCAUCAGAAGAAUAUUAUCAGACCAUUUUAAUAUAAACGUUGUAAUGGCCAUGUGUAUAACAGACAUAGACGAUAAAAUAAUAAACCAGUCAAAGAUAAAAAGUGAAAGUUUCAGUAACUUAGCACAGCACUAUGAGAAAGAAUUUAUCGAAGAUAUGAAAAUGUUGAAUGUAGCUAAACCCCAUUUGUACUGUAGAGUUACUGACUUCAUACCACAAAUUAUUCAAUUUAUAAAUAAUAUUGUGAACAAAGAGAAAGCGUAUGUUGGGAAAGAUGGAUCAAUAUACUUUGAUGUAAGCAAACAUAACAUGUACGGCAAAUUAUCAACUCCAAGCCCAGAUAGCAGCCAUCCCAACAAAAAAUCGGCGUUAGAUUUUACUCUGUGGAAGGCAGCUAAAGAAGGGGAACCAUAUUGGGAGUCCCCAUGGGGUAACGGAAGGCCAGGAUGGCACAUAGAAUGUAGUACAAUUGCAAGCACAGUUUUUGGAAAUUCUAUAGAUAUGCAUAGUGGUGGAAUCGAUCUUGCCUUUCCACAUCAUGAAAAUGAAGAAGCACAAUCGUGUUCUUAUCACAAAGUGGAUCAAUGGGUAAACUACUGGAUACACUGCGGGCAUUUAUCCUUAGAAAAUGUUAAAAUGUCGAAAAGUUUACAAAAUACCAUCGGUAUACGAAAAUUUCUUGAAAAGUAUACUGCAAAACAGUUCAGAAUGCUUUGCUUACUUACAAAUUAUAGGAAUGAAAUUCACUUUUCCGACGAUAUAAUGGACAAUGCAGUAAAUUUACUAAAGAAAAUUGAACACUUCCUUAGUAAUUGUGAUAAUUACGUUGCUGGAAAAUGGAUUAGUGGAAAUGUCGACGAAGUUACGCUGCUUCGCUGUUUAGAUGAAACGAAAAAUAAUGUUGAUACAGCUUUAGCAAAUAAUUUUAAUACCGCACAGGCAAUGCAGUCAAUCUUGAACCUAAUUGAUACAGGAAAUAAAAUGUUACACAGCCCUUCUGGGUCUCUUCCAAACAAAAAUAUACCUGCCAUAAGUGUAGUAUCAAAUUAUGUAUCUACAAUGUUGUUAAAACUUGGAAUUGGACAAUUUGAAGUAGCAGAUGAAUAUAACAAUAAUAAUAUCAUUGAAUACUUUGUCAAAUUCAGAAGGGCAGUUCGAAAGAGAGCCACAGAACAAAAUGUUUUCGAUAAAGUUUUACUUACCGCGUGUGACGAAGCACGAACGGAUCUUUCCACGUGUGGAGUGAUUAUAAAGGAUAGCAAGACUGAAACUGUAUGGAGUUUAAAAAAAUACUGAAUUGAAUUUACCGAAAGUAAUUUACAUUGUAAAUGAACAUUU